AUGGCGCUUCAACCAAUUUCACCGACUUGGUAUCGCUCUUCUUCUUCUUCUUCUCUGCAUUUUCACUUUUUCCAAUCCCAAUCUCAAACCAAAGCCAUUUUCAAAUUCUCACUUUCUUGUUCCAACAAGACAACUCAUGUCGAAAUUAAGGUUGUUAACAAGAAAAACAAAAACAACUCCAAACCAAGUUUCACCGACAAAAUUCGAGGUAAAUGGUCCCUCAGAUUACCUUCCCAAACAGAUAAAUUUCCAUGGCAACAACCACAACAAGAACCAGAACCAGAACCAGAACCAGAGGAAGAACCACAACCACAAUCCAAUAAGAAUGAUUCUUCAACGAGUCUGAAUUUUGAGUUUCCAAAGCGUUUAUCUCCUUGGCUUGUAGCAGGAAACCCUAAACACCCACAGCUUGAUUCUGAAACCGGUGCUUCCAAUGACAUUGAAGAAAGUGAGAAGCCGUUACAGAAAAUUUCUGGUGGUUCUGUUGUGGAAAGACAAGUUCAAGAAUCAGAAAAUGGUGGUUUGAAGAAAAGAAGAAGCAAUACUGAGUUGGCGGAGAGGUUGAUUCCUGAACAUGAGUUGAAGAGGCUCAGAAACGUUGCGUUGAGAAUGGUGAAGAGGUUCAGUGUUGGAGUUGCUGGUAUCACUCAGGAAUUGGUGGAUUCUAUUCAUGAAAAAUGGAAGGUUGAUGAAGUUGUUAAGUUCAAGUUUGAUUCUCCUCUUUCUGCUAACAUGAAAAGGGCUCAUCAAAUUCUUGAGAGUAAAACUGGAGGUAUUGUGGUAUGGCGAUCGGGCAGUUCCAUAGUGUUAUAUCGAGGAAUGUCCUACAAGCUACCCUGCGUAGAAUCCUACACAAAAGUACGUGAUGCUAAGGAGAAUGCUAUGGAUAAUUCAGUGGAUGUCGGAAGUGGAAGCAGUGCUCAAGUAAAAGUGAAAGAAAUAGUUGUACCUAUAGAAUCAUUUAAUCGAGACUCGGCAGUGUAUAUGAAGGACAUGAGUGAAAAAGAAUCCAUGGAAUUGAUCGAACUCAACCAUUUGUUAGAUGAAUUGGGUCCGCGCUUCAAAGAUUGGACAGGCCGUGAGCCUUUACCUGUUGAUGCAGACCAGUUACCUGCUGUGGUUCCAGGGUAUAAAACACCGUUCAGACUUCUUCCAUAUGGGGUGAAACCUUGCUUAUCCAACAAGGAAAUGACUGUGAUGCGUAGGAUUGCUAGAAGAACGGCUCCGCAUUUUGCCCUCGGAAGAAAUAGAGAACUGCAAGGUCUGGCUAGAGCUAUAGUAAAGCUGUGGGAAACAAGUGCUCUUGCGAAAAUAGCCAUCAAACGUGGUGUUCCCUUUACAUCUAAUGAUAGAAUGGCAGAAGUACUCAAGAAACUGACUGGCGGAACUCUACUUUCUAGAAAUAAGGAGUAUAUUGUAAUUUAUAGGGGUAAUGACUUCUUGCCUCCAGUUGUUACCAAAACCCUGACCGAGAGAGAGAAACUAACUGUUCUCCAACAAGACGAGGAAGAAAAAGCACGACAAAAGGCUUCAUCUAUUACUAUAUCAAAUAGCAAAUCUUCUCGAAUGCCAUUAUUUGCUGGUACCCUUGCCGAGAGUAGGGCAGCAACUGCCAACUGGGGACACCAACCGUGUACUCAAGAAGUUGAGAAAAUGAUGAGAGAAUCUACCUUAGAUAGACUUUCUUCUUUAAUCAAAAGUCACGAGAAAAAACUAGCUCUAGCAAAAACAAAGUUCAGGAAGGCUGAGAAGGAUUUAGUCAAAAUACAGGGUGAUUACAAUGCAGCAGACCUUCCAACUGAUUUGGAGACUCUAACUAAUGAAGAGAGAUUUUUGUUUAGGAAGAUUGGUUUGAGUAUGAAGCCAUACUUACUUUUAGGGAAGCGAGAUGUUUAUGCUGGCACCAUAGAAAAUAUGCAUCUACACUGGAAAUAUCGUGAGUUGGUGAAGAUACUUGUAAAAGGAAAAAAUUUAGCCCAAGUUAAGCACAUUGCGAUAUCUUUGGAAGCUGAGAGUGGUGGGGUGCUGGUAUCUGUAGACAAAGAUACCAAAGGCCAUAUAAUAAUUAUUUAUCGUGGAAAGAACUACUUCCGGCCACAGGUUAUGAGGCCCAAAAGCUUGUUGACACGACGACAAGCAUUGGCUCGGUCUAUGGAGCUUCAAAGGCGGGAGGCACUAAAACAUCAUAUAUCAGAUUUACAGGAGAUGAUUGGCUUGCUCAAAUCUGAACUUGAAGAUAUGAAAAAUGAAAAGGUGUUUGAUGGUGACAAAACUCUUCACUCAACACUGGACAACAACCCUGUAUCGAGAAGUUAA
Lathyrus sativus (Indian pea) is the source of this 2316-nucleotide messenger RNA. The record is from the annotation of a GenBank genome assembly. Lineage: Eukaryota; Viridiplantae; Streptophyta; Magnoliopsida; Fabales; Fabaceae.